Molecule: messenger RNA, 1050 nt
Organism: Histoplasma mississippiense
Lineage: Eukaryota; Fungi; Ascomycota; Eurotiomycetes; Onygenales; Ajellomycetaceae
Exons: 3
Coding region: 1-1050 (349 amino acids)
Source: RefSeq, a predicted model, not a curated record
AUGGAUUUGUUCUCCGAUGACAACGAGGCCGAGAAGGCUGAGCGCAAGGAUAUCCUCAGUCAGCUCGAUACCAUCGUACAAGGUGCACAAUUCUCACAAUCACUCUGGGCAUGCCUCCAAGUCGCCGAUCUUAGCCAGCUACGGAUAAUCUUGACCGAGAUUAGGGAAGCGUAUCACCCAGCAGUAUAUCUAAGGGGCUUUGGUACUUCGAUAGACGAAAGCCAAUUAAUUCCUCGCUUGCCUACAACGAGACCAGAGAAAAUGCGUCAUCACGGAUCUGGCGAGCCUGUUGAGGUUGCUCAUAUUUUCCCUUUUGCUCUGCGGGACUUACAAACCCCAGAACAAACAUCGGAAUCUUCCAACUUCUGGAAUAUCUUAAAGAUUUUCUGGACUGAGGAAAAGGUUGAACGAUGGUUCGAUGCAAUUCGAUCUACUACUGAAACUCUAAUAAAUCUCUUUUGUCUUUCUCCAAACGCGCAUGCCUAUCAGGGAAAGAUUUACUUUGCUCUCAAACAUAUCAGCAGCAACGAGAACAAUAGUAGCCGUACUGUUAAGUUUAUAUGGCUACCUCACUUUGAAAAUUAUCGUUCACUUCGAUUGUCCACAGAGCCUUCCGUGACACCUGCUACAACUUUCAGGCGGGAUGGUGUUGGUGGACGUGUAGGUCUAUUGGAUUUGUCGACUGGAUCAGCUAUUUCCAGUGGCCAUACAAUUGUCUGGGAAACUGAAGAUCCUGUCAACCUUCCACUCCCAGAUGUUGAUCUUCUGGAACUCCACUGGGUUUUACAGCGUGUUGCCGCCAUGGCUGGUGCCGCGGAGCCCCAAGAUGAAACGUAUGAAACGGAUGAUGAAGAUGGCUGCGGUGCCUUAGUCGAUGACAAUUCGGACGUAUCCGAUUUCCUCAUUUCUCAAAAAUACACCAUAUCUGCACCAACAUUUACGAAUAAAAAGGCAAUGCUGUCGGAUCCUAGUCCAAUUGACGUCCAUAAUAUCUCUGAUAAGCGUCAGGUCCUCCUUAGCUCGUCAGACAAUGGAGAAUUACCACGUUGA